Messenger RNA from Harpegnathos saltator (Jerdon's jumping ant), 381 nucleotides. RefSeq names its product histone-lysine N-methyltransferase E(z)-like. The record is from RefSeq and is a predicted model, not a curated record. Lineage: Eukaryota; Metazoa; Arthropoda; Insecta; Hymenoptera; Formicidae. Gene Ontology annotation, cellular component: nucleus; ESC/E(Z) complex. Gene Ontology annotation, molecular function: protein binding; histone H3K27 methyltransferase activity; chromatin binding. The coding region runs from base 150 to 368 and encodes 72 amino acids. The transcript has 4 exons. Gene Ontology annotation, biological process: heterochromatin formation.
AAAACUUCUGCGAGAAGUUUUAUCAGUGCAGCAGCGAAUGCCAGAACAGAUUUCCUGAGUCAGCGAAGAAUGAAUUCAUCUCGGAAUAUUGCGGCGAAAUUAUCAGUCAAGACGAAGCUGACAGGAGGGGAAAAGUAUAUGAUAAAUAUAUGUGUAGUUUCCUUUUUAAUCUUAACAAUGAUUUUGUUGUAGACGCGACACGGAAAGGGAAUAAAAUAAAGUUCGCUAAUCACUCGAUAAAUCCAAAUUGUUAUGUGAAAAUAAUGAUGGUGAACGGUGAUCAUAGAAUAGGUAUUUUUGCUAAGAGAGCAAUUCAACCUGGUGAAGAAUUAUUUUUUGACUAUAGAUAUAGACCACGGAACAAUUAAAAUUCGUCGGUAU